CUCCUUCAAAAGAACCUAGCAAAUUAAAACCCUAAUUUCUUCUCAUCUCUCUCAGCAACUCAGUAAUCUGCCUCAUUCCCUAGCCUCUACAGCUUCUUCUCCAGUCUGCGAUGGCACCGAAGAAGGAUAAGGCUCCUCCUCCAUCCUCUAAGCCCGCCAAGUCCGGUGGUGGCAAGCAGAAGAAGAAGAAGUGGAGUAAGGGAAAGCAAAAGGAGAAGGUGAACAACAUGGUGCUUUUCGACAAGGCUACCUACGACAAGCUUCUAACCGAAGCUCCCAAAUACAAGCUUAUCACCCCUUCCGUACUUUCCGACCGUUUGAGGAUCAGCGGAUCACUUGCAAGAAGGGCAAUCCGUGAAUUGAUGGCAAGAGGUUUGAUCAGGAUGGUGUCAGCACAUGCCAGCCAGCAGAUAUACACCAGGGCUACAAAUACCUAAAUUUUGCAAAUUUAGUUUCUUAGGGAGUGAAAAAUGUUGGUUCAGUUAUCAGGCCAUGUGACUGUAUUGUGUUUUAUGUUUAACUUUAUUUUGUCCUAAAUUGAUGAGACUUUGAUGUGGCUACUAUGAGCAUUUGAUUCUGAUCAAUUUUACAUUCAGUAUUUUGCUAAACUGCUGGGGACCUAUCUAUUUAAUAGAUGGAUAAAGUUUUAUUAUCAUUA
Molecule: messenger RNA, 658 nt
Organism: Ipomoea nil (Japanese morning glory)
Lineage: Eukaryota; Viridiplantae; Streptophyta; Magnoliopsida; Solanales; Convolvulaceae
Product: 40S ribosomal protein S25-2
Exons: 4
Coding region: 111-437 (108 amino acids)
Cellular component (GO): cytosolic small ribosomal subunit
Molecular function (GO): structural constituent of ribosome
Source: RefSeq, a predicted model, not a curated record